GUGGACAAGGAAUGGAAGCUUAACAAAUUUUAAUUCAGUGCGAAGAAUAACAUGUCUUAAACACAUAAUUGCAAUAAUUCACUCUUUUGUUACUUUUGUCAUGUAUGGCAUUAAAUAUGUUUCUAAAAGUUCCUUAAGUGCAUGUUUUUACUUUGAGUACUUAGAAGAACCUUUCGUACAAUGUAUGUCUGCAUGUUGGCAAGAUUGGUCAAAUUCAAAAUGGUGGUGUAUACUUGCUGUGUAUACGUCUAAUAUGCAGAAUUAAAGAAAUAUUACAAUGGCCACAUAUUUCGGGGAAGUUGUAGAGCAGUCUUCGCGAGCUUUCUGGGGAGACGAAUGUGAUAGUGGAGAUGACGUACAUUCAGAUUCUACUAGAAACUGGAGAAAACUUGAAGUGUCACCUUCACCCACUCAACUUAUGUCAUCUAGGAUCAAAUUAUUUUUGGUUGUUCAUGGACCAUUAACGGAAGGUUUUGUUGAAGCUUGUUUUCUUGAUAAGGGAGUACCUAUAGCUGAAAUUAAUGAAGCUGAAACAGAAGGAGAAGAAUCAUUCAGAAGAAGAAAACGAAAGUCAUCAGCUAUAUAUAGCUUGCUCAGCGAUGUUUUGCUAUGUAUCUGCAGUUCACAUUUAGACAUGGCUCAGUCAUUUGAUUUUACUGAAAAGGUGUGUAACUUUUUGUGAAAUUAUAGCAUAGAAGUAAAGUAUUGUCACAUGUUAGUGACUAGACACUGGGGUUGGAUUAAUAAUUGUGUUUACUGAGCACUUAGAACUCAUAAAAGGUAAAGGCAAAGUUGUUGCUGCACUUACCUAAUUAAGGACUGUGCCAUAAAGGCAUAUGGGGGAUUGGAUGUAUAGAUCCACAUUUUCU
Molecule: messenger RNA, 869 nt
Organism: Cryptotermes secundus
Lineage: Eukaryota; Metazoa; Arthropoda; Insecta; Blattodea; Kalotermitidae
Exons: 3
Coding region: 278-682 (134 amino acids)
Biological process (GO): proteasome core complex assembly
Cellular component (GO): endoplasmic reticulum
Molecular function (GO): proteasome binding
Source: RefSeq, a predicted model, not a curated record